Molecule: messenger RNA, 3587 nt
Organism: Tupaia belangeri chinensis (Chinese tree shrew)
Lineage: Eukaryota; Metazoa; Chordata; Mammalia; Scandentia; Tupaiidae
Gene: CNST
Product: consortin, connexin sorting protein
Biological process (GO): positive regulation of Golgi to plasma membrane protein transport
Cellular component (GO): plasma membrane; trans-Golgi network; transport vesicle
Molecular function (GO): connexin binding
Source: RefSeq, a predicted model, not a curated record
ACCAAGGCUCCUCACUCAUCUUUGUCUACUAACCUAAUGGCAUUAAGUAGGGAGAACUUGAGGACCCAUGAGGAGAUUGAAGUUUAUGGUGAACAGACAUGGAAGGACUUUAACGAAUCUCUAGAUGGUUCAACAAAGGAUGCUCUAAUGGAUGACAGCGAUACUCCUACAAAUAAUCUGCAGAUUGAACCGCAAGAUGGAUGUCAUCCUGGUGACGGUGAGGAAAGGAGAAUAACACGCUUGCCUUCCGUAUCAGAUGAAAAUGAAAAUCAACUUGAUGGGGAUGAGCUCGAGCAUCUGACCAGCAGUGACAGUGCAAUGGGAAAAUCCGAAGUGUUUGAGCAGGACAGUCUCAACAAUAAUGAAAGCUGCACGUUAAGUUGUGAGGUAGCUGCAAGUGAGAACUCAGAAAACACACCUUAUGAAGGCCCCACCGAUGGACAGGCCUCCUUGGGAAAAGACAAAAAAAUACUUGGAAAAAGAAGUUCAAGAAGCAAAAAAGGUACUGCUAAGAAGAUAACACCAGAAUUUUCUUCAGGAGAUACUACAUCAUUAGUGCAAGAAAAGAUACUAAGUGCACCCACACAUGCCGUUGGUGAUGAAGAGAUUGCGGAAGUAAAUGCUAAUGAUCAACCAGAGGCACCGAAGCUGGGUCUGCAGUCUUUGUUCUCACUUCUACGGGGUGACGUGGAGCAGCUGGAUUCAAGAGUACUUCCCCUUUGUCUUCAUCAGAUAGCUGAGUCCUAUUUCCAGGAGGAGGACUAUGAGAAAGCAAUGAAAUUCAUUCAGCUUGAACGAUUAUAUCAUGAACAGUUGCUUGCAAAUCUCUCUGCCAUUCAAGAACAAUGGGAAACAAAAUGGAAAACUGUACAACCACAUGCAGUUAUGUCUCCAAGAAAUUCAGAAAAAGGAUUUAAAGGUGAAGAUUUUGAACGGCUUACUAAAUUCUGCACAACACAUCAAGAUCCUCUUUUAUCCAAACAUAAGAUAGCGGCCGUAGAAAAGUCUCUGGGAAGGAAAUGUAUUAUGCAGUUAAUAGUGUCUGAAGAUCCAAAGGAAAGAGGAGCUACAGCCAAAGAGUCAGAAAAUAAAACGUGUCUUGGCAUGGAACCAACUAAAGAAAGCGGGCAGCAAGAAGAGCCCUUGGAGAGCAGUCCUUGCUGUGACCAGUCAGGCCAGCAGGCAGAUUCCCUGAGCCUUCCGGUAACUGCAAGAAAGGACCACACGGAGGAGCCUCUCUGCAGCACUGAAGCCACACUGGAGCUCCACGCCCAGUCCUCCGAGACGGCUGGGAGCAGGUCUGGGCCAGACUCUUCGGAGAGUGCCUGUGAAGAUGACAGCCACUUGCAGCUGGCUCAGACAGAGUCCUGCCAAAAUGUAGCCAAAACAGAGGACAUUGCUGAAGACCCAAAGGUGUUACCUUCCAGUGAGUCAAUGAUAGAGCCACAGGUUUUAUCAGGCUGUGACCAUAUACCUCCUGCAUUGAUUUCUGAGGGUAAAUAUUCACAGACUCAAAGAAAAGAACUCCAUUUGCCACUUCAGGAUGCUUCUGAGGCGUUGCCCAGAGACCAACUUGAGAACAAUGAAUUAGAUGAACUCCAGCCACCUGAUCUCACAGACAGCAAUGGAAAAUCACCAAAGGGUCAGACUGACUCAGAGAGCACUGAGAAUGUACUUUGUGAAAAUAAUCAAAUAUCUGAUUUAAGUACAGUGCUUCCAAAGGUGUGUAUGGCCCCAGAGGAAAAGGGGGACAAGGAUGACCAAGUCAAUAAAGAAAUAGAAGACUAUUUGAAGAGCCUUUUAGAAGGAUGUUUAAAAGAUUCCGAAGUUUCCCUUUCAUAUGGAGAUAACCAAGAAGACGACUCUGAUCUCCUUCAAGAUCUUUCUCCGGAGGAAGCAUCCUACAGUCUCCAGGAGAAUCUGCCUUCCGACGAAAGCAGCCUUUCUCUUGAUGAUCUUGCCAAAAGGAUAGAGAUUGCAGAGGUUGUUCCUGCUGAAGGGGUCUCUAUAUUAAAGAAGAGAAGUGAUGCUGUAGGUGAUCAUCCUGCCCAAAUGCAGCAGAAGCCGUCUAAGCGAAGAGUGAGGUUCCAAGAGAUAGACGAUAAUUUGGAUCAAGAUGAAGUUGGAGGUGGCUCCUGUAUUUUACUGAUCUUGCUCUGCAUAGCCACAGUGUUCCUCAGUGUGGGAGGAACUGCAUUAUACUGCACUUUUGGUGACAUGGAGUCACCCGUUUGUACAGACUUUGCAGACAACAUGGACUUCUAUUACACUAAGUUCCUACGGGGAAUGGCAGAACUUAAACACUGGAUCUACCUCUCCUAGCAGCAUUCCAGAGAGACACGCAUGCUGGCAGUGAGAAUGAAAGAUGUGAAACUUUCCAAACAGCUUUUCUUGCGGCAGUUCUGUGACAUUCCCCCCUCCCCUCAGUGAGAAACAAAGGACAUCAGAAACAGCGACUUUAGAACAAUCCACGUAAUGAUACUGAUCUGAGCAUUGUGGAUGGAAGGAAUGGACUUGGGAGAGCAUAUCCACCUCCUCACUGCGUCCUAGUGGAAUGAGGUUCACUGAGCAGAUUUAAACAGGGCAGUCGUGGAACCACACUAUUUUUAGCUACCUUGUCAAGCUAAUGAUUCAAGAAUAUGUUUCGUUUACAUUUAUUAGUCUGUAGACAUUGCUUCCAGCCAUCACGCAAUAAGUUUGUGUGUAAUCAAAGAGUUACCUUAGGAUGUCCAUGUCAUUUUUCGGUUAACCUUGGAGCUAUGUGAUUUAGGCUUUAUGCAUUAUUUCCAGAAUCAGUUCUCCAUUUGCGAAAUGGUUGUGUGUAGGAAUGUGUGUGCGCGCGUGUGUCUCAGUUCUCGUGAGCAAAUACUCAGCAUAGAAUAACCAAGAUUAUCUUUAUUCUUUUAACUUGACUAUGAUGUGCAGGCACAAAUCUUUGAAGAAGGCUUAACUAUGGAAUAGACAAAUUGUAGCAAUCUUGGUCUUGAAAUGAGAAACUGUGACAGAUUUGUGGCAAUUCAUAACUUAAUUAGCCAGAAAUUAAUCACAGGCCUAAAGGCAAAAUUAAGGAGCCACCUUCUCCCCCACCCGCAGGCUCACGCCCAAGUUUGAUCAUGAAUUGGAUGCUUCCUGAAAUAAUGAAGGCUACACUCAACUCAGUUCAGCAAAUAGUUAUUGAGUACCUAUUAUGUUAUAAAAAUCUGACAGCCAAAAAUACAAAUAUAGGAUGCAGUUCCUGCCAUAGAUGUUUUUAAUUCUGGUCUUCUAUAAAAUAAGCCAGUACUUGGAGAGUAAAAAUAAAUCACCAUUUAUAAUUCAGCGUUAGAUCAUGCAUCAGGUGUUUGAAUGUGCAUUCAUAUCAUGGGCUUGAUUCAGACCCUAUUGUGAGGUCAUUCAUCGAAAACCGAAUCAUACUUUAAUAGGCAAAUGUCUGACUUUUGUUUAAAUCUGUCAGUUAGGUGGCCUUACCUAAGGUACAGUGGUCUAUCAUGUAGGAAGCCUUGCUUUAACUUUUUAUAUUGUAGGCAGCAUUUAGAAAAAAACAGACGAACAUGAAUUAUAGUUUUUUAGCAAGUGAUCAUUAUUUU